Thlaspi arvense is the source of this 1388-nucleotide messenger RNA. The record is from the annotation of a GenBank genome assembly. Lineage: Eukaryota; Viridiplantae; Streptophyta; Magnoliopsida; Brassicales; Brassicaceae.
CUUUUUGCUCCCAAAAAAAACACACUUUUUCUCACAUCUUAAACAAAGAGAAAAGGCAAUAGAGAUUCUCAAUGGCGAUUUCGAUCUCCGGAGCUGUGCUUAGUGGGUUGAGCUCUUCGUUCUUGAUCAACGGAGACAAGAGAAGCGGCGUAGGCGGUGGAGCUAUGAGAGUUGGCCAGAAGAAUGUGAUCAUUGCACCUCAGCGCAAGAAGUCGUGGGUCAUGACUGCCGUGAAAGGUGAUGGCAACUCAAAGUCAAAGCUCGAUCCAGAAUGGCUCGAUGAUGCCUCACAGAAAGCAUCCAGUUUCGUGUACGAGAAAGGAAGCGAAGUGGGACACGUGUCUGCAGAGAAAGGACAAGAGGUUUACGAUCAUAUACAGAGCGCAAAAGAUUACUUUGUUGAGAAAGCUGGUGAAGCGAUGGACACGGUGGCUGAAAAUGCUCAGAGAGCUUCGGAUUUUGUGACGGAAAAAGCCAAAGAGAUGGAGGAAGAAGCUGUUUCAAUGACGGAGAAAACCAAAGAUCUCGUAGUUGAAAAAGCCGGUGAAACUAAAGAUUUCAUCGUCGAAAAAACCGGUGAAGCCAAAGAUUUCAUCGUCGAAAAAACCGGUGAAGCCAAAGAAUUUGCGACGGAGAUGAGCAAGAAAACGGCUAAGUACGUUGGAGAGUUAGCAACGGAGGCAAAAGAAGCAAUAUUGCCACCAAAAGACGAUGUACUAGAGAUGUCGAUCUCCGGAGCUGUGCUUAAUGGGAUGGGUUCUUCGUUCUUGAUCAACGGUGGAAAGAGAAGCGGCGUAGGCGGUGGAGCUAUGAAUGUUGGCCGGAAGAACGUGAUCAUUGCACCUCAGCGUAAAAAGUUGUGGGUCCCAACCGCCGUGAAAGGUGAUGGCAACUCAAAGAACGAUCCCAAAUGGCUCGAUGAUGCUUCACAGAAAGCUGCCGAGUUCGUGAAGGAAAAGGGAAGUGAAGUAGGACACGUGUCUGCCCAAAAAGGGCAAGAAGUUAAAGAUCACAUGGAGAGAGCAAGAAACUACUUUGUUGAGAAAGCUGGUGAAGCGAUGGACAAUGUCGCUGAAAAUGCUAAGAGAGCUUCGGAGUUUGUGACGGAGAAAGGCAAAGAAACAAAGAAAGAAACCGUUUCAGCGACGGAGAAAGCCAAAGACUUUAUUAUUGAAAAAGCUGGUGAAGCCAAAGAUUCGGCAACGGAGAUGAGAAAGAAAACGGCUAAAUAUGUUGGAGAUAAAGCAACGGAGGCAAAAGAAGCGAUAUUGCCUCCAAAAAAUGAAAAAUAAAUUGUGUCGAUUAUGAGAGGCUCUCGUUUAUAUUUGGAAUCGUAAAAAAAUAAAGAGAUUCAGGCAAUAAUGUGAACUUUUAUAUUGUGAGAAUAA